ACGACUAAAAUUAAAAACUUCUUAGCUAUAAAUUAUAAUUUAUAUUUUUAAGAACAAUAACGUAAGAAGUAACUAUAGUUCAAAUGUCAAUCCAUUAUUGGCAUAUAUCUUAGAAUGUAGAUUACUGACAUUUUUGCGGUGUAAAAUUUCUUCGCCUAUAUCUUUAACGUUAAAUUUUUGCGUUUUAAAAUUGUAAUGGACGAAAGCAAUCUGUUCAGUGAUACCCAGGAUAACACCAAUCAAUUAAAUGUGAAUCUGGCACCAAGUUUUCAACAACUUAAACUCGUUAGUACUUGUGCUGAUGAUUUCAUUGUAGACAACAAAGAAUUCCAACAAUGUUUAAAAGGAUGUAAAUGGUCGCCAGACGGUACAUGCGUUUUAACCAAUAGCGAAGACAAAUUUCUCAGGAUUUUUAAUCUGGACGUAGAUGAUGCCGAUCAAUGUAUGGGACUUUAUAAAACUGCUCAAAUAAAAGAAGGCGGUACCAUAUAUGAUUAUGCCUGGCAUCCAAACGUACAUGCAAAUGAAAAUUUAGUCUUAUCGACUAGUAAUCGAUCCCCUAUUCAUUUAUGGAAUGCCAAAGAUGGAAAACUAGUAGCUACCUACAGAGUUUACGAUCAUGUGGAUGAAGUCGCUCAUGUUAACUCACUAUGUUUUAAUUGGUCAGGAGAUGAAAUUUAUUGUGGAAGUCUUGGUAAAAUAAAUAUAUUCCGUACAGAUCGUCCAGGUCGAGAGUUUAUUGAAAUUCCUACUAAAUCAGAUUUUCACAAAACAAUAAUAUCAACUAUAGCGAUGAACCCAGUAGAUAAAAGUGUUUUUGCUGUAGGCACAUACAAUAAAGAUAUUGGUAUUUUCGGUGGUAAUCAAUUAAUGUAUAUAUUGAGAGGUCAUAAAUCUGGUAUAACCCAGAUAAGCUUCUCACCGGAUGGACAAAAAUUGUAUUCCGGAGCUAGGAAAGGUGAUAGUGAUAUAGUAUGUUGGGAUUUGAGAAAUAUCGGUCAAACAUUGUAUUCAGUCCAGAGAUCAGUAACUACGAACCAAAGAAUUUAUUUUGAUAUUUCAUCCGAUGGUCAAUAUUUAGUUUCUGGUAAUUGUACCGGUGAAAUAAGUACCUGGAGAUUAGACGACAAAAUAAAUUCUGAAGAAAAUUCAGAAAGCGUUCUAGAACUAAAUUCUAAAAUCUUAAUACAUGAUGAUUGUGUGAAUGGUGUAAGUUUACAUCCAACACGUUCACUAUUAGCUACCACUUCUGGACAAAGACAUGUGGAUUUUUUUAACGAUGAUGAUGAUGAUGAUUGUGAUGUUGAUUGCAAUAAUAAAAAAUCAUCAAAUCACUUUGAUGCAAGUUUAAAGUUAUGGAACAUCAUUUAAUAAAUUAAAUAGAAAUAAUUACAAAUAUUUCAAUUGACAUGUGUUUUUAAUUUGUGUAAAAUAUAUUUGUUUUCUAAUAAUAAAGUAUGGAUCACAUGGCC
This is a messenger RNA of Adelges cooleyi (spruce gall adelgid), 1472 nucleotides long. It is a transcript of the gene WDR79, whose product is annotated as telomerase Cajal body protein 1. Gene Ontology annotation, cellular component: Cajal body. Gene Ontology annotation, biological process: Cajal body organization. Bases 196 to 1371 code for a protein of 391 amino acids. The transcript is spliced from 8 exons. NCBI's taxonomy places the organism in Eukaryota, Metazoa, Arthropoda, Insecta, Hemiptera, Adelgidae. The record is from RefSeq and is a predicted model, not a curated record. Gene Ontology annotation, molecular function: RNA binding; protein binding.